Molecule: messenger RNA, 2547 nt
Organism: Ictalurus punctatus (channel catfish)
Lineage: Eukaryota; Metazoa; Chordata; Actinopteri; Siluriformes; Ictaluridae
Product: zinc finger protein 883
Exons: 5
Coding region: 617-2323 (568 amino acids)
Biological process (GO): negative regulation of transcription by RNA polymerase II; regulation of immune system process; regulation of cytokine production
Source: RefSeq, a predicted model, not a curated record
GAUAUAGAGAGUAAGAAUAUGUAUCUUUUUGACCUUUGACCUAUACCUGUCAGAACUAAGGUUACAUUAUAUACAAACUAUUUCUCUCUGAUGUACAAUUAAAUUUUGGACACUUCUCAUUCCAUUGAUAGAAAAUAGAUUUGGUGACAGUGAAGUCAUUUUUCAGGAUGAUAAUGCCUCUUGCCACAGAGCAAAAAGUGUUAAAGCUUUUCUUCAGGAAAGACACAUCGACAAAAUUACAUGGCCGGCAAAUAGUCUGGAUCUCAAUCCAAUUGAAAUUUUAUGGUGGAAAGUAAAGAACUGGUCUACGACAAGGUCCCAUCCUGCAAAUCUGAUCUGUCAAGCGCUAUUCAAGAAAAUUGGAAGCAGCUUGGUGGAGAAUAUGGUUUUUCAUUAGUGAAGUCCAUGCCUCAAAGAAUUCAAGUCAUCAUAUAAUCCUGAACAGGAGUAACAAAUUGGUGGCGAUAAUUCACCAAUGCCGGUUUGCUAACCACCAAUAAACCUCUGAAGAAGAAGAACAAAAACACCACACGCUUGGACUCACAUCUUCAUGUGAAAGAGCGCUUCGGAUCUGCGUAACAUCACUAAAGUGUCCUGAUUCUUUACACCUCUUAUAAUGAAAUCAGAGUCCAGAUGCCGCUAUUUAGGAAAAUCUCCACAGACUCCUGCUGCUACUGGCUCAAAGAUGUACCAGUGCUCAGAUUGUGGGAAGAGUUUUACUCAUCAGAGUGUUCUCCGACAACACCAGCGCAUUCACACAGGAGAGAGGCCAUAUGACUGCUCACAGUGUGGGAAGAGUUUUACCCAAAUAUAUACUCUCCAACGGCACAAUCGCAUCCACACAGGAGAGAAGCCGUAUAACUGUGGACAAUGUGGGAAGACUUUUGCUUACCAGAGUACUCUCCAACAACACGAACGCCUUCACACAGGAGAGAAGCCGUAUCACUGUGGACAGUGUGAGAAGAGUUUUGCUUACCAGAGUACUCUGCGACAACACGAGCGCAUUCAUACAGGAGAGAAGCCAUAUUAUUGCUCCCAGUGUGGAAAUAAUUUUACUCGUCAGAGUCAUCUCCAACGACACGAGCGCAUUCACACAGGAGAGAGACCGUAUCACUGUGGACAGUGUGAGAAGACUUUUACACGAGAGAGCCAUCUCAAACGACACGUACUCAUUCACACAGGACAGAGACCGUAUCACUGUGGACAGUGUGAGAAGAAUUUUAGUCAAGAGAGUCAUCUCCAACAACACCAGCUCAUUCACACAGGAGAGAAGCCGUAUCACUGCUCACAGUGUGGGAAACGUUUUCGUGACCAGAGGGCCUUCCACAGCCACCAGCAGAGUCAUACAGGACAGAAGAUGUACCAGUGCUCACAGUGUGGGAAGUGUUUUACUAAUCAGGGUAAUCUCCAACGACAUGAACGUGUUCACACAGGAGAGAAGCCGUAUCACUGUGGACAGUGUGGGAAGUGUUUUACUAGUCAGGGUAAUCUCCAACGACAUGAACGUGUUCACACAGGAGAGAAGCCGUAUUACUGUGGACAGUGUGGGAAGAGUUUUAGUCAGCAGCGUCAUCUCCAACGACACGAGCUCAUUCACACGGGAGAGAAGCCAUAUCACUGCUCACAGUGUGGGAAGAGUUUUACUCGUCAGAGUCAUCUCAAACAACAUGAGCGCAUUCACACAGGAGAGAAGCCAUAUCACUGUGAACAGUGUGGGAAGAGUUUUGCUUACCAGAGUGCUCUCCAACAACAUGAGCGCCUUCACUCAGGAGAGAAGCCGUAUCACUGUGGACAGUGUGAGAAGAGUUUUGCUUGCCACAGUACCCUGCGACAACACAAGCGCAUUCACACAGGAGAGAGGCCAUAUUACUGCUCCCAGUGUGGAAAUAGUUUUACUCAUCAGAGUCAUCUCCAACGACACGAGCGCAUUCACACAGGAGAGAGACCGUAUCACUGUGGACAGUGUGAGAAGACUUUUACACGAGAGAGCCAUCUCAAACGACACGUACUCAUUCACACAGGACAGAGGCCAUAUCACUGUGGACAGUGUGAGACAAGUUUUAGUCAAGAGAGUACUCUCCAACAACACCAGCUCAUUCACACGGGAGAGAAGCCGUAUCACUGUGAACAGUGUGGGAAACGUUUUCGUGACCAGAGGGCCUUCCACAGCCACCAGCAGAGUCAUACAGGACAGAACGCGUACCUCUGUGGACACUGUGGACAAAGCUAUAGAUAUGCAAAUUCAUUAAGGAGACACAAGUGCUCUAACAUAAAUCCAUCAGAUCACAAAACACAAAGGCAGAAUGUAGAAUCUGUAAGGUAAAAAUAUCAUAUGGAGCAGGUCCUACUGACCACCUUCACAACCGUAUUACUCUCUCUGUAGACUUGCUUAAAGUUGUAAUGGAAUAAAAACAAUAAAUGAGUUGAAUUACAUAAUAUAAUGGUACAUAUUAAGUACACAUUCUAAUGUCACAUUUAGCUUUUAGCUAUUAAAAGACCGUCAUUGAGACUGUCAAAAAUAAUAAAAAAUGAGUGUAUAUGUGGGGC